Messenger RNA from Juglans microcarpa x Juglans regia, 1023 nucleotides. RefSeq lists its product as uncharacterized. Lineage: Eukaryota; Viridiplantae; Streptophyta; Magnoliopsida; Fagales; Juglandaceae. The transcript has 2 exons. Gene Ontology annotation, cellular component: plasma membrane. The coding region runs from base 115 to 834 and encodes 239 amino acids. The record is from RefSeq and is a predicted model, not a curated record.
UCUCUCUCCAGUAAUAAAGAGUAGUGUAGAAGAAAGUAACAGAGUACAGGGAAAAAAUCGAGCCAGAGAGGCAAAAGCUCAAGACAGGAGGAACUUGUGCCCAAUAUCCCACAAAUGACAUCCACGGCUAAUGUGAACGGGGAACACAACGGACCACCGCGAGCACGGUCGUCCCACCGCCAAUCCCGCGAGCAAUACUACCUAACGUCGUCGUCUUCCUCCGCCUCCUUCAAAGGCUGCUGCUGCUGCCUCUUCCUCCUGUUCUCGUUCUUGGCCCUCCUUGUCCUGGCUGUGGUUUUGGUCAUCGUCUUGGCCCUCAAACCCAAGAAACCCUCCUUCGAUCUCCAACAGGUGGGCGUUCAGUACAUGGGCAUCACCACGCCCAAUCCCUCCGAAACCAAUCCCGCGGCGAACCCCGCCACCUCCGCCUCCCUCUCCCUCAGUAUAAGGAUGCUCUUCACGGCGGUGAACCCCAACAGGGUCGGGAUCAAGUACGGUGAAUCCAGGUUCACCGUCAUGUACCGCGGGAUGCCCUUGGGAAAAGCCUCCGUCCCGGGGUUCUUCCAGGAGGCUCACAGCGUUCGACAGGUGGAGGCAACCAUCGCCGUCGACCGUGUCAACCUGCUCCAAGCCGACGCCGCCAGUUUAGUCAGGGACGCUUCCUUGAACGACCGCGUAGAGCUCAGGGUCCUGGGCGAUGUGGGUGCUAAGAUCCGGAUCUUGAACUUCGAUUCCCCUGGCGUUCAGGUAUCAGUGGACUGUGCAAUAGUGAUAAGUCCAAGGAAGCAGUCUCUCACUUACAAGCAGUGCGGAUUUGAUGGUUUAAGUGUCUGAUCACACUCUCCUCUCUUUGUUUUCUUUUCUUACUCUCCAUAUUUAAGAGCAAAAUGAGGAACCCUCCCAAAAAAAAAAAAAAAAGGAAGGGGGCUGGAAAGGAGAAAACCACCUCUCUCACAUGGAUUGAGUAGCUUUUUACAAAUUUUUAAAGGGAAGAGAAAAGUUUUCCAGAGAUUUUGCUGGGAG